Messenger RNA from Oncorhynchus keta (chum salmon), 1518 nucleotides. RefSeq names its product protein unc-93 homolog A-like. The record is from RefSeq and is a predicted model, not a curated record. The coding region runs from base 75 to 1463 and encodes 462 amino acids. Lineage: Eukaryota; Metazoa; Chordata; Actinopteri; Salmoniformes; Salmonidae. The transcript has 8 exons.
GCUGUAUUUGCCCCCUGACUCACAACCACUGUUGAAUAUCGACAAGCAUAACCACGGAGAAAGUGGGCCGAAGUAUGAAAAAUGUCCUGGUUGUGUCCUUUGGAUUCUUGCUGUUGUUUACUGCGACUGGAAGCCUUCUGAAUCUACAGAGCAGUUUGAACACUGAAGAAGGAGUAGGUGUGGCCUCAGCAAGUGUGCAGUUUGCCUCCAUCAUUCUGUCCUCCAUGUUUGUUGCCCCCUUGGUUAUAAAAUACCUGGGCUGCAAGUGGACCAUUGUUGCUGCGAUGGGAUGCAAUGUUGUGUACACAGUUGGAAACUUCUAUCCAGGAUGGGAAACCCUGCUCCCUACUUCAAUAAUCCUUGGAUUUGGGGAAUCUCCUUUAUGGUCAGCUACAAGCACCUAUCUUACCAUAAAUGGUAGAAAACAAGCGGAGAAGGACAAAAAGAAGACCCAAGAUGUGAUAAACCAGUACUUCGGGAUCUUGUUUCUGCUGUACCAGUCUUCAGCAGUCUGGGGAAAUCUAAUGUCCUCCAUUGUCUUCGGGCAAGACUCAACCUCAGUCAACAUCAGUGAGAGUGAUCUACAGUUCUGUGGAGUGGGUAGCUGUGGCAACAUCAGCGAGGCCCCAAGCAAUUCCACCAGACCACCGGAGAGAUUAGUGCACACUCUGAUGGGCUGCUAUGUUGGUGUAGGUGUGCUGGCCAUGCUCUUAGUGGCUGUGUUUCUGGAUAACAUUGACCGAGAUAUGACAAUGGAGUUUAGAAGCAACAAGGAGCCAUUCUGCAGCACUUUCUUGGCCACGUUUAAACAGCUAAACGAUAGGCGUCAGGUGUUUUUGAUCCCAGUCACUGCCUACAUUGGUCUGGAGUUGGGUUUUCUCAAUGGGGAGUACACCAAGGAAUAUGUGACCUGCGCUUUGGGACUACAUUUCAUUGGAUAUGUGAUGAUUUGCUUUGGUGCCACAAGUUCCCUGUUUUCCUACGUGUUUGGGCGUCUGUCACAAUAUUCUGGACGGGUAGCACUUUUCGCUUUGGCCACAACCACCCAGUUUACCUGUAUCCUGGGUCUGUUGUUCUGGAGGCCUCACCCAGACCAGCUGCCAGUGUUCUUUGUGUUUCCUGCCCUCUGGGGCCUGGCAGACGCUGUGUGGCAGACACAAACCAAUGCACUCUAUGGUGUUCUCUUCCAUGGCCAGAAGGAGGCAGCAUUUGCCAACUAUCGCCUAUGGGAGGCUGUGGGAUAUGUAAUAGCAUUUGCUUGUAGCCGUUUUCUCUGUGUGAAUACCAAGCUAUACAUCCUUAUGGGAGUUCUUCUGCUCUCAGUAACACUUUGUUUUUCAGUGGAAUAUGGUGAAUACAUUAGCCCUACACCAGGUGAGGACAACACUAUCGAUACGAAACUGGAGAUAAAGAGCACAGAACUCAAUGAGGAUAAUGAUACAGAAUGUGAUAAAGUGUUGUAAACAUUGUCUAUGGCUAUCAACAUGUUUGAGAUUCUUUUUACAAUAAAAAUGUGAA